Messenger RNA from Onychomys torridus (southern grasshopper mouse), 3518 nucleotides. RefSeq names its product nicotinamide phosphoribosyltransferase (gene Nampt). NCBI's taxonomy places the organism in Eukaryota, Metazoa, Chordata, Mammalia, Rodentia, Cricetidae. Bases 233 to 1708 code for a protein of 491 amino acids. The record is from RefSeq and is a predicted model, not a curated record. Gene Ontology annotation, biological process: NAD+ biosynthetic process. The transcript is spliced from 11 exons. Gene Ontology annotation, molecular function: nicotinamide phosphoribosyltransferase activity.
GCGCGGAGCCCAGCCGGGGAAGCCGCGGGAGCGCUGGGCUGGGGAGCGCGUGAGCUCCGGCGCCGCGUCACGGACCUGCCCGCCCUCCCGGCCCCUCCCCGCGCUCCGUUCCCGGCUCUCCCGCCCCCCAGCGAGCGAGCGGUGACUUAAGCAACGGAGCGCAGUGAAGCCCAUUUUUCUCCUUGCUCGCAGCCGGGCAGCUCGUGGCGCGGCGCCUCCGCUCCGGCCCGAGAUGAAUGCUGCGGCAGAAGCCGAGUUCAACAUCCUGCUGGCCACCGACUCGUACAAGGUUACUCACUAUAAACAAUACCCACCCAAUACAAGCAAAGUUUAUUCCUACUUUGAAUGCCGUGAAAAGAAGACAGAAAACUCCAAAGUAAGGAAGGUGAAAUACGAGGAAACAGUAUUUUAUGGGUUGCAGUACAUUCUUAAUAAGUACUUAAAAGGUAAAGUAGUGACCAAAGAGAAAAUCCAGGAAGCCAAAGAAGUGUACAAAGAACAUUUCCAAGAUGAUGUCUUUAAUGAAAGGGGAUGGAACUACAUUCUUGAGAAAUAUGAUGGUCAUCUCCCAAUUGAAGUGAAGGCUGUUCCUGAGGGCUCUGUCAUCCCCAGAGGGAACGUGCUGUUCACAGUGGAGAACACAGACCCCGAAUGCUACUGGCUUACCAACUGGAUUGAGACUAUUCUUGUUCAGUCCUGGUAUCCAAUUACAGUGGCCACAAAUUCGAGAGAGCAGAAGAAAAUAUUGGCCAAAUACUUGUUAGAAACUUCUGGUAAUUUAGAUGGUCUGGAAUACAAGUUACAUGAUUUUGGUUACAGAGGAGUCUCUUCACAAGAGACUGCUGGCAUAGGAGCUUCCGCUCAUUUGGUUAACUUCAAAGGAACAGAUACAGUGGCAGGAAUUGCUCUAAUUAAAAAAUACUACGGAACAAAAGAUCCUGUUCCAGGCUAUUCUGUUCCAGCGGCAGAGCACAGUACCAUAACAGCUUGGGGGAAAGACCAUGAGAAAGAUGCUUUUGAACACAUAGUAACACAGUUCUCAUCAGUGCCUGUGUCUGUGGUCAGCGAUAGCUAUGACAUUUACAAUGCUUGUGAGAAAAUAUGGGGUGAAGACCUAAGACAUUUAAUAGUAUCAAGAAGUACAGAGGCACCACUGAUCAUCAGACCUGAUUCUGGAAAUCCACUUGACACCGUAUUGAAGGUCUUAGAUAUUUUAGGCAAGAAGUUUCCUGUCACUGAGAACUCAAAGGGCUACAAGUUGCUGCCACCAUAUCUGAGAGUCAUCCAGGGAGAUGGAGUGGAUAUCAACACUUUACAGGAGAUUGUAGAGGGAAUGAAACAGAAAAAGUGGAGUAUUGAGAAUGUCUCCUUUGGUUCUGGCGGAGCUCUGCUACAGAAGUUAACAAGAGACCUCUUGAAUUGUUCCUUCAAGUGCAGCUAUGUUGUGACCAAUGGUCUUGGGGUUAACGUCUUUAAGGACCCAGUUGCUGAUCCCAACAAAAGGUCAAAAAAGGGUCGGUUAUCUUUACAUAGGACACCAGCAGGGAACUUCGUUACACUUGAAGAAGGAAAAGGAGACCUUGAGGAAUAUGGCCACGAUCUUCUCCAUACGGUUUUCAAGAAUGGGAAGGUGACAAAAAGCUAUUCAUUUGAUGAAGUCAGGAAAAAUGCACAGCUGAACAUCGAGCAGGACGUGGCACCUCACUAGGCCUGGUUGUUUGUGCAGUGUGUGUGUGUACAUACGUGCACUAUGUGUGUGCUUGUGCGUAUGGAGUAACAUGUUCAUUGUACAGACAUGUGGGUUUGUGUUUAUGACACAUUACAGCCAGAUUAUUUGUUGGUUUAUGGACAUACUGCCCUUUUUAUUUUCUUUUUCCCAAUGUUUAGAAGAUUUCAAAUUAGGAAAUACUUAUAACCAUGUACAAGAUUAAUGCUAAAGUAAGCUUUUUAGGGCCCUUUGCUAAUAGAUAGUGACUCGAUCUGCUGUUGACCUUUUCACAAAUCACAGAAUCAAGAAACUUUUAUAUAUAACUACAGAUCACAUAAAACAGAUUUGCAUAAAUUACCAUGACUGCUUUAUGUUUAUAUUUAACUUGUAUUUUUGUACAAAUGAGAUUGUGUAAGAUAUAUUUAAAGUUUCAGUGAUUUAACAGUCUGUUUCCAACUUUUCAUGAUUUUUAUGAGCACAGACUUUCAAGAAAAUACUUGAAAAUAAAUUACAUUGCCUUUUGUCCAUUAAUCAGCAAAUAAAACAUGGCCUUAACAAAGUUGUUUGUGUUAUUGUACAUUUGGAAAUUAUGUCAGGACAUAUACCCAACAGAGAUACUAACCUCACUGCCCUUGUAGAGUAUGCGUUAGUCAUUCUACAUUGAAGAGAAUUAUGGUUCAUACUCAGAUGUCUAGGCAUUGUAUAGUUCUAUUUCUUGGUCAUUGUAUUGUACCAGUGAAAUGCCAAAUUUGAAAGGCCUGUUCUGCAAUUUUGUAUGUCAGAUAUUGCCUGUGGCUCUAAUAUGCACCUCAAGAUUUUAAGAAGAUAAUGUUUUUAGAGAGAAUUUCUGCUUCCACUACAGAAUAUAUACAUAAAUGUAAAAUAUUGAAAGUGGAAGUAGUGUAUUUUAAAGUAAUUACACUUCUGAAUUUAUUUUUCAUAUUCUAUAGUUGGUAUGACUUAAAUGAAUUGCUGGAGUGGGUAGUGAGUACACUUAUUUUAAAUGUUUUGAUUCUGUUAUAUUUUCAUUAAGUUUUUAAAAAAUUAAAUUGGAUAUUAAACUGUAUGGACAUCAUUUAUUACUUUUAAAUUAAACCCUCAGUAACUAAUAUGUAAGCAAGUUCUUGAUGUUAUCCUCAGUGGAAAGUGCAAUUCUUAAUAGAAGAAUCGUUCUUCAUCGGAGAUGUAGCUGAAUUUGCAAUAUCCAUCAUCAAAAUGUUCAUAGUGAUUCACUGCUAGACCCUGAGUUGGCCAUUGCAUCCAACUAGACACUAGACACUUGGAGGUAAUUCCUGACCCUGGGUCCUAAGGUGGGAUGGCCUGCAGGCCAGCCUGGCACUGCUCCUUCAUUUUUAUUACACAUUCUCAGUGGCAGAGAGAGAGCAACUUCAGUUGAAACCAAAGAGUCCUCAAAGCCUGCAGUGUUCACUUCCGUGUUCACUGAACACAAGGAGAAAGCUCAAUGGCCUGUGUUCUAAGAAAAGGAGCAUGCCUUUGCAUUUCAAGAGAGAUGUUGGAUUUUCUGGGAAGGAAGAAAGCUGAAUUUUAUGGAGUUUCUAUUGUUUUUUUCUCAUUUAAGAAUCUGAUACUAGAAAACUGAUUUUGAAAAGUUUUAACAACUUGCUGUUAAGAUGAAAUUUUAAAAGCCAUAAGUCAUCUAAAACAGUUACAUGAGAGCAUAUCACUAAUCUGAUGAAGUAAGUUCAAGGUUUUUGCAAGUGAUCCUAAAACUUAAGGAGAACAGAAAGCUUUACUUACUUUCAGUAAUCCUUAUCCUAUAAUACACGGCAAAAAAAAAAAAAAAAAAAAA